This is a messenger RNA of Solanum tuberosum (potato), 927 nucleotides long. RefSeq lists its product as uncharacterized. NCBI's taxonomy places the organism in Eukaryota, Viridiplantae, Streptophyta, Magnoliopsida, Solanales, Solanaceae. The transcript has 2 exons. The record is from RefSeq and is a predicted model, not a curated record. The coding region runs from base 1 to 927 and encodes 308 amino acids.
AUGGGAAAUGAAGAUGCUCAAAAGCAUGAAGAAAGUGAAGGCAUAGAGGAACAAGAGUUGCUUAUUCAUCAAAACCUUGCAAAAGAACCACAAAAGGAAGUGGAACAACACGUUCAAAUUCCAAAAGUCAUGCAACCUUUACCCAAAAUACCUCAACCAUUUCCCCAAUGUUUAAAGAAGGAAAAUGAAGAUGAGAAGUUUAAGAAGUUCUUGGCAGUGUUCAAGACACUAUCAAUCAACCUCCCCCUUGUGGAAGCAUUGUUGGAAAUGUCGGGAUAUGCCAAGUUCAUGAAAAAGUUGAUCACGAAUAAGAGGAGUUUGGAUCAUGAGACAAUUGAAGUUUCCCAUAAUUGCAGUACAAUUAUGACUAAGGAGUUGAUCGAAAAGAGGGAAAAUCCCGGGGCAUUCACCAUUCCAUGCACCAUAGGCAUGCUCCAAUUCGCUAAAGUUUUAUGUGACCUAGGAGUAAGCAUCAACUUAAUUCCCUAUGCGAUAUACAAACAACUUGGAUUGGGUGAACCAAAAGCAACCUCAAUGAGACUAUUGAUGGCAGAUCGUUCAAUCAAACAUCCCGUGGGGAUACUUUAUGACAUCUUGGUGAAGGUCGAUCGGUUCAUUUUUUCGGAUGAUUUUGUUAUUUUAGAUUGUGAAAUAAAUGCUGAAAUUCUCAUUAUUUUGGGAAGGCCAUUCUUAGCAACUGGGAGAGAAUUAGUGGAUGUUGAAAGUGGAGAAUUUAGGUUUCGGGUGAACGAAGAUGAAGUAACUUUCAAUAUUUUCAAAUCCAUGAAACACCCAAGUGAUAUUCAUGUGGUGUCUACUGAUGAUAUUAUUGAUGAGGCGGGCUAUGAGGAGGUAGUAGCUGCUUUGACAGGUUUAGGAGGGUAUUCAAAGACUCCAGUCAAGUUGGAUAUUGACCUAAAAAUAUAG